GCUGCGGCAAUCUUCAUUCUCAUAGGAGCGGGGAGUGGGUGGGCGCGAGCAGGGAAGCAACGGGAUAAGGCCCAGGGAGUGUCUCUGAGGAGCAGCCAUGGCGGACACAGUGCACUAUCUGAUGGAGCAGAUGGUCCCCGAGCUGGAGGACCUGGAGAGGAGGGGCCUCUUCAAGAAGGCGGAGAUCAAGCAGAUUGUAAAGAAGCGUCAAGAUUUUGAGUAUCUGCUCAAGAGACGCCGAGGCCUGAAGGAGGACUACCUCCGCUACAUUGACUCCGAGACAAAGCUAGAAGCGCUGAGGCAACAUAGGAAGAAUCUUCUGCUCAAGCAGCUGCAGGCUGACAACGCGCGCGUGCGCUGGCGGUCCAGCCUGAGCGACCAUGCAAUCACACGGCGCAUCAUGUUCAUCUAUGAGCGCGCCAGCCGCAAGUUCAAGGGGGACCUCGGACUCUGGUUUCACUACCUGGAGUACUGCCGCAGCAAGAGUGGGUCCAGGCAGAUGCAGAAGGUCCUGACAAAAGCCCUCCAGCUGCACCCUGCGCGCCCCGCCCUCUGGAUCUACGCAGCCGCAUGGGAGUUCGAAGCAAACCAGAACGCCGCGGCCGCACGGUCGCUGAUGCAGCGCGGCCUGCGCAUGUGCCCCAAGUCGGGGCAGCUCUGGCUGGAGUACCUCAAGAUGGAGCUCACCUACGCGCAGCGCCUCAAGACCCGUCGUGAGAUCCUUGGGCUUGGAGGGGCUGCAAACCAGUCUGGCAACGGAGGGGAAGCCGCACCGGAAGCAAAGAGGCAGAAGGUAGAAGAAUCCAGGGCAGCAGCUGAAACCUCGAAUGGGGCGUCAGCAAGUCUUGAUCAGCUUGGGUAUAAGGUCGCGGCAGCCACGUUCCAGAACACGAUUGCCAGUGUCCCUGAUAAUCUGGAACUGCGGGUGCGGUUUUUGGAGGUAUUGGAGGGGUUCGACUUUGACGGUUUGGAGCAACUAGAGGAGGAGGUUUAUGCUAGCAUUGAGAGGGACUUUGCGAGCAGCGAAGACGGGCGGGCCUGUUUGGCGCUGCGGUGGGUGAGGGAUCAGCGCAGGGGCCGCGGCAGGGUGGGGGCAUUGACCCCGUCAGAAGCGCGAGGGAAGACGGCAGAGACGUUUCGAGAAGCUCUCGAGGCGCAAGCAACGCCCAGAAUGGCAGAGUUGUAUGCUGCCUUUCUGGAUGACUGCAUACAAGAGCUGAGCGCAGAUGGGGCGGGAACUUCGAAAGGCAAAGGCGGGAUUGGGAGUGUUUCAGAUGCAGUCGACUUGCUACUCAAACACCUAGCUGUGUGUAGAGAGAGGGGCCUGGCGUCGGAGCCAAUGACGGAGCGCCACGUGGCACUGCUGCUGCAGCGGGGUGAUCGAGCAGCCGCCUUGGAAACCGCGGCUGCUUACUGCGAGGGAGGGUUCGAGGGGUCUGCGCGGAUGUGGGUGCUCAGGCUGGGGCUGGAAACAUCGAGGAGCGGGGGAAAGGGAGAGGACAAAGAGGAGCGGUUGGACGCGCUGUUUGAGAGGGGGCUCAGAGCGGUGCCGCUCAGCGAGGUGACGCCCGUCUGGAGCCUGGCUGCCGAGCGUGCCUCUUUGCGAACUGCUUCUGCGGACCGUCUCCUCGUUGCUGCUGAGGCACGGGUGCAGAGCGGCACUGGCUCCGACGGGAAGGGCCUCGCGUGUGCGCUCGUCGACUGGACCCUGCUCAACAAAGGGCUGCCAGCCGCACGCAGACUCUACUCCAGGCUGCUGGCUCUCCCCGGGCCCGGCCUCGCCCUUUACAAAAAGUGCAUCCAGCUCGAGAGCCUGGCGUGCAUCAACGGCGCGGCAGCUAGCAUGGCGGCGAUUCGGCCGCUGUUCGAGGCGGCGUUGGAGGUGCAUAGUCAGGCCUGGGAGCUGUGGCUCGAGUACUGCAAACAGGAGAUGCAGAGCGGGCAGACUCAGAAAGCUGCAGCACUUCACUGGAGGGCCAAAAAAGCUCUACACGACCCGUCACCAUUUCUAGACGGCUAUAAGGACAUUGCAUAAGCAUCAUCUGUAAGCCUAGUCGGUUGAGGACGUUGAGAUGUGACUGCGGACCAAGAAAGAUGUAGUGAGGCUGCAGAUUUUUGGACAAUGCACUUCUACAAGAAGCUAGCAAUGGUCGACAAAGAAGGUCUGAGUGUUUGAUGUGCAACGUUACUCUUGAGACGAAAUACCGUUCUUAACAAAGUUCCUUUGGUCAUGACUGAUUGCAAUCGAUUGAAUAUGGACU
Molecule: messenger RNA, 2261 nt
Organism: Klebsormidium nitens
Lineage: Eukaryota; Viridiplantae; Streptophyta; Klebsormidiophyceae; Klebsormidiales; Klebsormidiaceae
Source: the annotation of a GenBank genome assembly